Molecule: messenger RNA, 2932 nt
Organism: Piliocolobus tephrosceles (Ugandan red Colobus)
Lineage: Eukaryota; Metazoa; Chordata; Mammalia; Primates; Cercopithecidae
Gene: AASDHPPT
Product: aminoadipate-semialdehyde dehydrogenase-phosphopantetheinyl transferase
Exons: 6
Coding region: 216-1145 (309 amino acids)
Cellular component (GO): cytosol
Molecular function (GO): holo-[acyl-carrier-protein] synthase activity; magnesium ion binding
Source: RefSeq, a predicted model, not a curated record
AGCGCAGAGCUGAUCUCCGUCUCCGCCCCCAGCUGCUUUCUCCGAGAGGAGGUGGCGGAGUUGGGGGCGGGCUGGGAGGGCUGUCGGUGGACCACGUGCCCGUCUGAGUAGCGACGUCCCGCCCCCUGCGCACAGACGCCGGGAAGAAGGGGGUGGGGCCACGUUUGCGACCGCGCCAUCAGGCCGGAGGUAACCGCGAGGUCCGCUUGCAGUGUAUGGUUUUCCCUGCCAAACGGUUCUGCUUGGUGCCAUCCAUGGAGGGCGUGCGCUGGGCCUUUUCCUGCGGCACUUGGCUGCCUAGCCGAGCCGAAUGGCUGCUGGCAGUGCGAUCGAUUCAGCCCGAGGAGAAGGAGCGCAUUGGCCAGUUCGUCUUUGCCCGGGACGCUAAGGCAGCCAUGGCUGGUCGUCUGAUGAUAAGGAAAUUAGUUGCAGAGAAAUUGAAUAUCCCUUGGAAUCAUAUUCGUUUGCAAAGAACUGCAAAAGGAAAGCCAGUUCUUGCAAAGGACUCAUCGAAUCCUUACCCGAAUUUCAACUUUAACAUCUCUCAUCAAGGGGACUAUGCGGUGCUUGCUGCUGAACCUGAGCUGCAAGUUGGGAUUGAUAUAAUGAAGACUAGUUUUCCAGGUCGUGGUUCAAUUCCAGAAUUCUUUCAUAUUAUGAAACGAAAGUUUACCAACAAAGAAUGGGAAACAAUCAGAAGCUUUAAGGAUGAAUGGACUCAGCUGGAUAUGUUUUAUAGGAAUUGGGCACUUAAAGAAAGCUUCAUAAAAGCCAUUGGUGUUGGACUAGGAUUUGAAUUGCAGCGGCUUGAAUUUGAUCUAUCUCCAUUAAACUUGGAUAUAGGCCAAGUUUAUAAAGAAACACGUUUGUUCCUGGAUGGAGAGGAAGAAAAAGAAUGGACAUUUGAGGAAAGCAAAAUAGAUGAGCACCAUUUUGUUGCAGUAGCUCUUAGGAAACCCAAUGGAUCUAGACAUCAGGAUGUUCCAUCUCAGGAUGAUUCCAAACCAACCCAGAGGCAAUUUACUAUUCUCAACUUUAAUGAUUUAAUAUCAUCUGCUGUUCCCAUGACACCUGAAGAUCCUUCAUUUUGGGACUGUUUUUGCUUCACAGAAGAAAUUCCAAUACGAAAUGGUACAAAGUCAUGAUGAUUCCCUGAGUAACAAAGGGAAAUGAAAACUGUAAUCUUCCGUAUUCGCUGAAAAAUGAAUGCUUGUUUAGUAUCAAAUUUUAUUUCACAAAAGUUUUUUUUAAAGAACAGAAACUUUUCCAAUUAAAGAGAAAAAAAGCAGACUUCCAGUUCAAGAUAGCUCACUGGAAUACAUGUUUACCUCUUUCUCUCCUAAAUUGCAUUGAAUUGAUAGGAAGGAUGGUGGAAUCUUAAAGUGAUACAUGCUAACUGUAGAAAAAGAUAGAAAAUGCACAUAAGCAAAAGGAAACAUUUAAAUGCUAUCAUUCAAAGAUAACUACCCUUAAAACCUUGAGUAUCUUCUCCGACCUUUUUCUUGGCAAAUGAAUCCAUAUUAACAUUAUUUGAUUUUUAAAAACAUGGGAACAUACUGUUUUGUAAAUUUUUUUUUAACUGCGCAUCUACUGUUCAUAAAUAUACAUCUAACAUAACUUUUUGUGAUUCUAACAUACUCUGUUGUAUAGCUAAUACAAGUUAGGAUGCUUUUGACCAGAGGUAACAGUGUCCAAAUGUAAUUGGCCUAAGUAACCUAGGACAUUGUUUAACAUAACACAGGGUUCAGGGGUGUCAUUAAAGACACGCUUUUUUUUGCCUUGACCUCAGUUGGUUUGUUUUGCCUUAGGCUAAUCCACCUCUCAAUCACAAGAGCUGCUGCUAUUACUUCAGUUUUACAUCUUUGUAAAAUUGUAUCUCAAAGAUAGAAAAGGCCAUUUCUUCUCUCAUUUGUUUUAUCCAUGAAGAAGGCUUUUAACAAAAGCCUCCAGAAGAUUUCCCCUCAGUUUCCAUUGACUUAGAUCAGAUUACAGAGAAAGGCAAUGUCUGACAUUUUUAGUCUGUUAGAAGUGGACUCUGUUGAAAAGAAAGAAGCUAAGCUAGGUGUGGAGAAUGGAAUUGGAGGCCCACUGCCUUCCCAUAAGAAAAGUUUGCCAUAAUUUACUCAUUUUUUUCUGUUAGACAUUUUGAUUAUCUGCAGUUUAUUACUACAAGCAGUGGCAGAGUGAAUGUCCUUGUACAUUUUGAGGUACAUGCUUAAUUAUGUCCUUGAGAAAGUUUCUAAAAGUGGAAUGAUCGAUUUGACUGGUUCACAGGGCUUUAAUUGUAUGAUUUAUCCCUCUAAUAAGUACUAUAUGUGUGUGACCUCCCUCCCCCGCCAGAAUACUCCUUGGUCAAUUGUAGGUAUUCUUUUUUAUUUAAUUUUUGCCAAUAUAAAAAGUGGUAUGUCACUUUUAAAAUUUGUGUUUCUUUCAUUACAAAUAAGGUUGAUAUGUGAGUGUUGUUAUUGGCUUUUCGUAUUCCUCUUAACGUGAACCGUCUGUUCGUUGUCUUUACCUAUUUUUGUUUUUAGCAAGUAGUACUUAAUUUAAAGUGUGAACAUAAUAUAUAAGAUGCCAAGACCAUCAUAUUGAUGACAAAAAUAUAUUAUGUGGUUGUAGUGCAUGUCUUGGAGUUAAACUCUUAAGUAUCAAGAAGUAAAAUAAUUUCAUUGUUUCUGUUACUAACAUUAAAAGUGUGCAAAUUGUAUAAAAUUAGGUACUCUGAUUAGUAAAAAAAAAAAAAAUUGAAUGUUUUGUAUAUUUUUUUUUAUUUUAUUAAGCAUGCCCAGUUAUGCCAAGCAUAGUAAAAAUAAAGGUCAAGUAGCAUUUAUAAUAGAAGUACUGUUACCCCUAGCAUGAGUGUAAUGGUGAUAUGAAAAACUUUGUCUUGUCAUUAAAAUAAUAAAAAAAUGAACAUUUAUUAUGGAAUUUC